Molecule: messenger RNA, 2097 nt
Organism: Penicillium canescens
Lineage: Eukaryota; Fungi; Ascomycota; Eurotiomycetes; Eurotiales; Aspergillaceae
Product: transcription factor domain-containing protein
Exons: 3
Coding region: 1-2097 (698 amino acids)
Biological process (GO): DNA-templated transcription; regulation of transcription by RNA polymerase II
Cellular component (GO): chromatin
Molecular function (GO): RNA polymerase II cis-regulatory region sequence-specific DNA binding; zinc ion binding; DNA-binding transcription factor activity, RNA polymerase II-specific
Source: RefSeq, a predicted model, not a curated record
AUGCUAACAUGUAACAUGGACGUCUGGUCCUGUGAGACGACAACGCCCGACCUCAUGUCUGUACAUCAUGUGGGAACUCUUUCAACCGCAGGUGUGUGCGAGCUUAAGGUAUACCUAGUAUGUUUAGCGAACUCACCUUUGAAAUUCAGCGAUGCACUACGCCGCCAUGAGAGGACUUGCAAGUCUCGUGGCUCCUUCAGGGCUGAGGGCCACUCUGAACACCAAGUAUAUGUCAAUCCAGAUGAGAUACACCAGCCCAAACGAAUGUGUUUUGCAAUAGAAACACAUGGAAAUGCAGUAUCACCAAUCGUGGAUGAUCCCCAGGUCCUUGGCUCUGUCCUAUCUCCCUUUGAACUCUCAACAGUCCCUAGUGACCUUUCUUUAGAAAAGGAAAGCAAAGUUGCCAACAUAUCAUCUGAGCCACAUCUACAUAAUGAACACAGUCUAUCAUAUCAUCCAAAUGACAACCUCUCUUUUUCAGAGCCAUUCCUUGACCCGACGCACGAUUUAUUGCAAAACAUGCCCUCACCUCUCGACUUCUCGACUUUGGAUCUUCUCUUCUCCUCCCAGAUAACUUCAGAUAUUAUUCAAGCUGAGAGGCUAGAGUAUCUUGCAUAUUUCACCAGUUCAAUGGGAAUGUCCACAUUCACGGACCGCGAAUCGUUCCGUUGGAGACAGAAAUUGGUUGCAGAUGCUUAUGAGGACAAAAUUACCUCAAAUGGGAGACAAGUCUCCAAAACAAACCAAAAAAUACCCCCGAUAAUGGUGUCUGAUCCUUUAGCCCCCAAGUCCCUGGAGCUGAUGCGAAGCCUACGAAAUAUCAUUUGCAAUAAAAGAAACAACGACGUGAUCAUAUUUGACUGGUCAUCUGAAACCCAUGACCAGUGCCAGAUAUUCUUCUCAACGCCAAAUAUCCGUCGUUUCCUAGAAUACUUCUGGUCUCUCUGGUAUCCGAAUUGCCCUAUUAUCCACAAGCCUCUUUUCAAUACUCACACCGCGACACCUGGGUUGCUAUCUGUGAUGACAGUUAUUGGUGCAUGUCUAUCUCCCUACCAAGAGGACAGCAAGUCGGCUAGAAAGUGGCUUGAUAGCAUUGAAGAGCUUAUCUUCUCGCAUGAGUGCUUCCGGGAUAAUCCUCCACCCAGAAGUAAUGACUCGAAGUGGAAGAAGGAGCGACUACAGAGUAUACAGGCUGGAUAUCUAGUCUGCUCGCUACAGAAGCGAGAAGGUCCCGGGGAGGCGCAGGCCAGGAUUAGACGGUAUCGCCAUGCGUCGAUGGUGACUCUUGCAAGACAUGUUGGAAUUGGGAAUGCCUCCCAUAGACACCUGAAAGUCCAUGAUAGAUCGCAAGCGUGGUGGCAACAAUUUGCGGAAGAGGAGGAAAUGAUGAGGUAUGGGCAAUACGACCUUUUACUGCAGAUCAAGCAAUGGGAUAUUAAUUAUACCAGAACAAUUAUAUUCGUCUUCCUCAUCGAUGCAGCACUUGUCAUAUUCCACAACUCACCACCUCGAUUAAUGGUCUCCGAACUGAAGAUGGAUGUCUCUUGCCCCGAGGCAUGUUUCCAGGCCGAGUCAGCAACCGAAUGCCUGUCACAUUUCGAACAAUGGACCAAGACUCGGUUCUGGCGAAACAGACUAUCAAUCGUAUCAGUUGUGCGGCAGAUUUGUCAGGCUGAAAUCGAUGAAGACUUGGUUCAAGAUUUCUCUAAAAUUGGGACUUUGAAUCUAUUCACAAUGGUUCAAGCAAUCCAUUCUCUCAUGUUCCACCUACAGAACUCUCUCAUUUUUGAAACAACCUUGGCCCCGGUGCAGACAGGUCUUGAAAACUGGAGACGAAUCUGGGAUAAAAGAAUACCAGAAGACAUCGAUAUUCCCGAGACACCCGAAACUAUAUGGAAACUCGUUGGUUUUCUCCGCCACGCAUCGGAAUUCUGGCAUUUGGCGCGUAUCAAAUCCGCCAAGAUCAUCUCGGCAGUGGACGAUGACCAGACCGAAAUUGAAGAUACACAUGAGGCAUCAAGAUAUGACCACACAGAUAUGGGAGAUGUCAAUGGAUUGAUCAUGGAGUAUCGAAGAAUGAAUUUGGGGAUGGUUUGA